CCCGCAUUGGAAGUUCGAACCUUGGUAUCUGAAAGUCUAAAACCCUAGAGAAGGGGUUUAGAUACAGAUAGAUUUUGGAGCUUUCCCAAGAAUUAGGGGAAGAAAGAAAUGAGUGGAGCCGGAGCACCCGAUUUCUUCUACAGAGAAGCUCAACGUCUUGGCUAUGUCGCAAGAUCCGCCUUCAAGUUGCUUCAGAUUCAGAAGCAAUUCAAAUUGAUUACUUCAGGCUCCUCCGUUUUGGACCUUGGUUGUGCUCCCGGUGCCUGGCUUCAGGUAGCAUGCCAGAGUCUGGGGCCUCUGAAAAAUGGAGGCUCUGUCGUGGGUAUUGAUCUCAAGAAGGUAAAAGUUCCUCAUGUGCAUUGUGACUCAAGGGUUCAAACUGUUUGUGCUGAUGUAAUGAACCUUCCCAAAAACAAAUUGAAGGCACUAUCUCCUAAGGAGAAAGGAUUCUCUGUAAUACUCUCCGAUAUGUGCCCCUUGGUUUCGGGAAUCACCACUAGAGAUGCAAGUUUAUCAGUCGAAUUAGGGAUGCAGGCAGUUAAUUUGGCUCUCGGAGAAGCUGCAUUAAGUCAUGGAGAUGAUGUUAUGCAUGGGAAGAACAAGGAGGACAAUGUGGAUGAUUCAGCUUUAGUCUCAGAUUACGAUGGCGUGCUGCAAAAAGGAGGCCACCUCGUUAUAAAACUUUUGGAGAGUGAAGAUACCCAAGAAUUCAGCCGGAUGUUGAAGCCCCUCUUCAGAAAGGCAUCUUGGUUGAGGCCUAAGGCUACUAGAUCGUCAUCCAGAGAGAUUUAUCUUAUAUGUCAAAGCUUGCAGGCAAAGACAAAAUUUCAAAAUUUGAGCUGACUGCAACACCGUACUCCAUUUACAACUAGUAUAUGGGAUGCGAGCCAAUGCCAGAGUCCUUCGAAGAUCCAAAUAUCAACCAAUCAAAGAAGGUAAUUUUAGAUUUGUAGGGGAGUUCUCGAACCCACUUAGAAACCUCGACCAGACUUGACUGUCACUGGAGUGACUACGUUUUUUUCACUAGUUGCAAUGCGAAUUACUUGCGAGAUUUGUUGAUUAGAUAAGUUUGUUUGCUAUAUAACAACAUUUGUU
Messenger RNA from Cucurbita moschata (crookneck pumpkin), 1095 nucleotides. RefSeq names its product ribosomal RNA large subunit methyltransferase E. Gene Ontology annotation, biological process: RNA methylation. Gene Ontology annotation, molecular function: rRNA (uridine-2'-O-ribose)-methyltransferase activity. The transcript has 6 exons. The coding region runs from base 109 to 843 and encodes 244 amino acids. The record is from RefSeq and is a predicted model, not a curated record. NCBI's taxonomy places the organism in Eukaryota, Viridiplantae, Streptophyta, Magnoliopsida, Cucurbitales, Cucurbitaceae.